AUGGCGGAAGAUCGUCGCUUUUCUGGCAUGUUAGGUAGCAUUGACUGCAUGCAUUGGCAAUGGAAGAAUUGUCCAAAGGCGUGGAAAGGUAUGUACAUGAGUGGUUAUCGUGGAGUUGCAACCAUAGUACUUGAGGUUGUAGCAUCUUCAGACCUUUGGAUAUGGCAUGUGUUCUUUGGGGUUUCUGGUUCAAAUAAUGAUAUCAAUAUGUUAGAUCGUUCGCCAGUGUUCAAUGAUAUUCUAAAUGACCGUGCUUCAGACAUAAACUUUACUAUUAAUGGUAAUAACUAUACUAUGGGAUACUAUUUAGCAGAUGAUAUUUAUCCUGAAUGGGCCACAUUUGUCAAAUCAAUCUCAAAAUCACAAGGGGGAGAAACGCAAGUUAUUUACACAAUACCAAGAAGGGCAAAGGAAAGAUGUAGAGUGAGCAUUCGGAGUGUUGCAAGCACGCUUUGCAAUUAUACGUGGUCAAGCACAUUUUUGGGGAAUGAAGAAACUUGCAAACAUAAUGCAAGCUUGUAUUAUAUUGCAUAA
Molecule: messenger RNA, 534 nt
Organism: Arachis duranensis
Lineage: Eukaryota; Viridiplantae; Streptophyta; Magnoliopsida; Fabales; Fabaceae
Exons: 1
Coding region: 1-534 (177 amino acids)
Source: RefSeq, a predicted model, not a curated record